This is a messenger RNA of Vicia villosa (hairy vetch), 1510 nucleotides long. RefSeq names its product probable galacturonosyltransferase-like 4. Lineage: Eukaryota; Viridiplantae; Streptophyta; Magnoliopsida; Fabales; Fabaceae. Gene Ontology annotation, molecular function: glycosyltransferase activity. Gene Ontology annotation, cellular component: Golgi apparatus. The record is from RefSeq and is a predicted model, not a curated record. The transcript has a single exon. The coding region runs from base 3 to 1127 and encodes 374 amino acids.
UUAUGAAACCUCCAAAACGAAGAUUCUUUUCAAAAACAACAUUAUCCUUUUUUUUUUUUUUUUUCAUUUAUGACAGGAUGGUCUUUUGGAGUUUCACCACCACCUCAAAAGUAGUCAUCAUACUCCUAAGCCUCCUGUCCCUCCUUCAACCCUUAACCUCAAUCCGCCUUGGCCUUGUCCGUUUACCCUUACCGGACCUCCCUUCUUUUCGCGAAGCUCCGGCUUUCCGAAACGGCGAAGGAUGUGGCUCAUCAGAAGCUGACCGGAUAAACGUUGCCAUGACGCUAGAUGUCAAUUACCUCCGUGGCACAAUGGCUGCAGUUUUGUCCAUGUUACAACAUUCAACAUGUCCGGAAAAUCUUGCUUUUUACUUUUUAUCUGCUCAUGAAUCUCCGGAACUAUUCACAAGCAUAAAAUCAACGUUCCCUUAUCUAAACAUGACGAUUUAUAGGUUCGAAUCUAACCGUGUACGCGGCAAGAUAUCAAAGUCCAUACGACAAGCAUUGGAUCAACCUUUGAAUUACGCAAGGAUAUAUCUCGCAGAUACAAUACCGGAGAAUGUAAAACGUGUUAUAUAUUUAGAUUCCGACCUUGUCGUGGUUGAUGAUAUAGCUAAACUUUGGGGUGUAGACAUGGAAGGAAAAAUAGUGGCUGCACCAGAAUACUGCCAUGCAAAUUUCACGUUGUAUUUCACGGAUCAGUUUUGGCGGGAUCCUGUUCUUUCGAAGACGUUUAAAGGAAGAAACCCGUGUUAUUUCAACACUGGUGUGAUGGUAAUGGAUGUGGAGAAAUGGAGAAAAGAGAAAUACACAGAGAAAGUUGAAGAAUGGAUGGCGGUGCAGAAGCAACGUAAGAGGAUAUAUCAUUUAGGUUCUCUUCCACCAUUUUUGUUGGUUUUGGCGGGAAACAUAAAAGCGGUUGAUCAUAGAUGGAACCAACAUGGAUUAGGUGGAGAUAACCUUGAAGGCAAAUGUAGAAGCUUACAUCCAGGGCCUAUAAGUUUGUUACAUUGGAGUGGAAAGGGAAAACCAUGGUUGAGGUUGGAUUCUAGAAAGCCUUGCAUUGUGGAUCAUUUAUGGGCUCCUUAUGAUCUAUAUCGAUCUUCGAGACAUUUUUUCGAAGAAUGAUUUGAGAAAUGGGAUGGUGAAGAGAGAGUUCUAUAAUGAUGAGAAAGGGUUGUUGGAUUAAUAUCUAUAACUCAAAUUUUGUUGACAGGAAAUGGAACUAAUUAAACAAACCUCCAAGAAUAUUGGAGUUAUACAUUGUUCUUUUGUUCCCUUUCUUUGUCUUUUAGUUUUUUUUUUUCUUCAUUUUUUGCUCAUAGUGAUUGUAAAAGCAUGCCAAUAAUCAAGUUGCGCUGAUUAAUUAGUCUAAGAGUUAAAAAAAAUGUUAUUGGGUGGUUGGUGAUAUUAGUUUGGAAAACAUUGUUAGGGUCCAAUUCAAAUCAUAUGUGCAAAAAAUAAACCUUCAGCAACAUGCAAGCUUCAUGUUAGCAAUGUUGUUAUUUAUA